AAAAAACUCACAUGACCCCAUUACAGUUACGCCCCGCCCAGCAGACACUUUGAUUGGCUGCUGUGGAAAAAGUUCCUGACGACGGUUUUCCUGAUAAACACUCGGGAUGUAGGUCCGCUCCAGUUGUUUCCCUCACUCCUCCAGUCUCUGGUCACGCUGCUGUCAAGGACUUCCACAGAAGGAGCGAAGAUGCGUCUGCUUGUCCUCCUCGCGCUGCUCGGCCUGAGUGCGGGAUAUCCCUCCGCGGAGCUGCCAGACGGAGGGAAGCACUGGGUUGUGAUCGUGGCAGGUUCUAAUGGCUGGUACAACUACAGGCACCAGGCUGAUGUCUGCCAUGCUUAUCAGAUUGUACACCGCAAUGGCAUCCCAGACGAGCAGGUUAUCGUUAUGAUGUAUGAUGACUUGGCACAAAAUCAAGAAAACCCCACCCCUGGUAUAAUAAUCAACCAGCCAAAUGGUUCAGAUGUGUACAAAGGAGUGCCUAAAGACUAUACCGAGGAAGAUGUGACCCCUCAGAACUUCUUGGCGGUUCUGAAAGGAGAUUCUUCAAGUGUUAAAGGUGGUAAUGGAAAGGUAUUGAAAAGCGGUCCCAAUGAUCAUGUGUUUGUGUACUUCACCGACCAUGGUGCACCAGGAAUACUGGCUUUCCCUAGUGAUGAACUUCAUGUUGAAGAUCUCCAGGAAACAAUUACAUAUAUGCACCAAAACAAGAAGUACAAGAAGAUGGUGUUCUACAUUGAAGCAUGUGAGUCUGGGUCAAUGAUGAGCAAUCUGCCUGAUAAUGUUGACGUGUAUGCCACCACUGCAGCCAACGCUCAUGAGUCCUCAUACGCUUGCUACUAUGAUGAAAAGAGGGACACUUACCUGGGCGACUGGUACAGUGUGAACUGGAUGGAGGACUCUGAUAAGGAGGACCUGUCAAAAGAAACUUUGCAGAAGCAGUUCAAGAUUGUGAAGUCUGAAACAAACACUAGCCACGUCCAGCAGUUCGGCAACAAGACUUUGGCACACAUGAAGCUCAUACAGUUUCAGGGUACGCCCAAAGUAUACAGCCCACCUGCUCCUCAGGUGACCCCACCACUGAAAACUAAUUUGGAUCUGACCCCGAGCCCCGACGUUCCUCUGGCCAUMAUGAAAAGGAAACUGAUGUCAACCAAUGACAUCACAGUUGCAAGGACCCUGAUGACCGAGAUAAACAACCAUCUUAAGAUCAGGGAGAGGCUGGCUGACACUAUGCGCCGUGUGGUCGAGAAGGUGACUGGCAGCAAGUUAAAGGCUGAGGAGGUCCUCGAUGAAAGAGCUGACCUCUUCCAGCAUCAGUGCUACAAGGCUACAGUCAAGCACUACAAACACAACUGCUUCAACUGGAACAAACCUGAGUAUGAAUAUGCCCUGAGACAUCUGUAUGCUUUGGUGAACCUGUGUGAGAGAGGAUACUCAUCACAGAGCAUCCAGCUGGCCAUGGACUCUGUGUGUCUCAUGGAAAACUAAAGCAGUCCAACAGAACCAUUAAGGUCUCAGACCAAAAUGUUUCUUUCCCAUUGGAGAGCCCAGAACAAACCAAGCUUCUCUUUGCACUGCUUAGGAAUCAAUGUGAUGUGAAGAUGUUUUAUGAACACACUAUGACGUUUUGAACUMGUUUUUUUGAUUUUGCUGAGAAUUGUUUGCACUUACCUGAUGAUGAGUUUUACUGUCGGUGUGAAGAGUUCCGCUGAAUUAUAACAGAAUUCCUUUGAGUCUUAUUCUGUGGUGUUGAAUGUUAACCAUGGGUGUUUGAUUGGGAUGUAAAGGAUUUACUACUAGAUAAUGAAUGUUUGUUGAGCCUAAAAAAUUGUUGUAAAACAGAAAAGUGACAAUAAAAUUUGACAUACCAACAUGGA
Austrofundulus limnaeus is the source of this 1880-nucleotide messenger RNA. RefSeq names its product legumain (gene lgmn). The record is from RefSeq and is a predicted model, not a curated record. Gene Ontology annotation, biological process: vacuolar protein processing. Lineage: Eukaryota; Metazoa; Chordata; Actinopteri; Cyprinodontiformes; Rivulidae. Gene Ontology annotation, molecular function: cysteine-type endopeptidase activity.